CCACAUGGACACCAAAGGAACCUACAGAACACCUGCUGUGCUGUCAUGCAAAUUCGAUAUGGAGUGUAGAAUUUUUGUCAGAAUUAUUAAAAGUUUUCUUUUUUUAAAAGAGAGCUGUAUGUCAAGACAUAAACUGGUUAUAAAAUUAUAUUCAGGCUUGUAGGUAUUUGAUAACACACACUAUAGGUCCACAUGUUAGUAGACAUCUGACCAUCACAACCAUAUGUGUGUAUUCUGCAAAAUGGAAGCACAUAAUUUCACUUCACUGGACCAAACCUGUUCCAGUAUGACAAUGCCCCUGUGCACAAAGCAAGCUCAGUGAAGACAUGUCAGGGUUGGAGUGAAAGAACUUGAGUGUCCUGUACAUGACUCCCUCACUCUUGACAACCUGAGUACCAACAGUGAUCUCACUAAUGCUGAAUAAACACAAAGCCACGCUCCAAAAUCUAGUGGAAAGCCUUUUUGUAAGGUUAUAAGUGCAUCAGAAAUGGGACCUUCAGCAGGAUAGAUGAUUCAGUGUCCACACACUUUUGACCAUAUAUUUCAUCUGGUUAUAGUCUUCAAGAGGGUGAACCAUACGGAAAUUCUUUCCAAGUUUGCACUGUCCAGACAGUCAGGAAAAUCGAUGUCAUAAAGAGAGUCGCUGCCUUGAGGACGGUGGUAUAAUCAGAGGCUAGCCUUGCAGCAGACUGGGAGCGCUGUGGUCGGAGAUUUACUGCACAGCGAUUUACACACGGAGACACAUCCCUGAAAUCAGCUGUGCCAUGGACCUCGUUUCUGAUGCUUGCUCGGAUGGUUAACAUUGAUCCAGGAGGGAAUGCAGCAAUGAGACAUCCAUCAGGCUCAGAAGAAGCUGCGUCUGAGUCACUCGUAGAAAGCGUCCUCAGAUCAUGGCUGAUUUGGAGCUGAACGCAAAGAUCAGUGUGACGUAACGCAGCCCUAAAGCAAUGCUGUGCGGCUUCUCAAACCUCGCUGAACUCUGUUGAGAGAAUGAGGCAAGCUGUGAGCGCCACACUCUCUGUGUGGGGCGAGAGGCGCUUGGGUUACACCACUCUAAACGACUCCAGGGAGGCGCUGCUGGAGGACAGCUGCCUGAUGCCUGGGCUUAAAGAGGACUCUGUUGUGGAAGAGAAGGAGCUGGCAGAUGGUGAGCAGGAUGAACAGGAGGCAGUGGUGGGAUCCUCACCAUCCACGCCUCCGGCACUGGCCCAAGGUGACGGAGCUGCACCCGAAAAUCUGGAGGAAAACACGUUGUCGUCGGCUCUCAGAUCCGAAUUGAAUUCAGGUCGUAGAGGCAGUGUGAACAUAACCUCUCCAGAGAAUGGAUCCACCACCGUGAGAAGGGGUUCUCUCGGUGCCCUACUUGUGCAGCGUUGCAGUUCUCUAGGCUCUACAGCCCCUCAGUGGGUCCCAGAUUCUCAGGCACCUGUGUGUAUGAAAUGUGGCUCCAGAUUCUCCUUUACAAAGAGGAGGCACCACUGCAGAGCCUGCGGGAAGGUGUUCUGUGUGGUCUGCUGUGACUUGAGAUUCAGAUUGACUCACCUGGGUGGAAAAGAGGGUCGGGUUUGUGUCACCUGUCACGCUACUCUCAUUAACAAGACCCUUCGCAAGGAACAAAAGAAAGUAUGGUUUGCUGACAGCGUUUUAUCCAAAAACGAGACAUCUAGUGCCAACACUACUCCGACCCACAGGGAUUCAAUGCAGACACAUGCACCUGCAGCAGCUCAUGUGGUAUCUGCAGAUCUGUCUGACAUGCCAAGCUCUCCUUGUUUGGAGCAUCAGGAAGUGGUUAACAGUCCUAAAGGGAGCUCAGCUAAACCCUUACCACAUAAAGGGCUUCCCCCUAUCCUCACCUCUACGGGUGUUAAAGGAGAUUACACAGUGGAGGAAAAGCGAACAGAGACUUCAUUGCUAGAGGAGCUAGAGCAAGGUCAAACCGAGCCUCUGGUAUUCGUCCUCAACGCCAACCUCCUGGCCAUGGUGAAGAUCGUCAGCUAUGUAAACCGGAGGUGCUGGUGUGUGACAUCUAAAGGUAUGCAUGCAGUUGGUCAGCCAGAGGUGGUGGUGCUUUUACAGUGUUUACCAGAAGAGAAGCGAUUCCCCACAGACAUCUUCAAUCACUUUAUUCAAAUCUACUGGGAUGCCCAAACAGCAGGAAAGCUCUUGAAUCACCUGAGUCAUUCUCUGGCUGCACGAGGCUUUCUAGACAGUGAGGAGCACGCUGGAUUUCUCUACGUGCGUCCAACAUUACAGUCUCUGGACGGUCUGCCGCUGCCCCCCCAGCCCUUCCUGUUCGGCCUGCUCAUUCUUCGGGCUGAGAGUCCCUGGGCCAGGGCGUUCCCCCUGCGCCUUAUGCUACGUUUGGGAGCUGAGUAUAGAUUCUAUCCCUGUCCUCUGUUCAGUGUACGAUUCAGAGAGCCACUGUUUGGUCAGAUCAACAACAGCAUUAUGAGGCUCCUUGUGGACUUCCGUUUUUACCGGUACACAUUGCCGGUAGUGACAGGGCUCAUGGUCGAUUUGGAGGCACGGAGCACAUGCAUCACGAUCCCUAAAAGCCGUCACGCUGAGCUGCUGAAGGUGCUGAGUAAGUCGAACGAGAAACUGCUGGCGAUGGGCGCUUGCUUUAACGAGCGAGCCGACUCCCACCUCAUCUGUGUGCAGACUGCGGAUGGACAGUACCAGACUCAGGCAAUCAGCAUCCAUAGCCAGCCUCGCAGAAUUACAGGCUCCUGCUUUUUUGUGUUCAGCGGUGCACUGAAGGCUUCAUCAGGAUAUCUGGCCAAAUCCAGCAUCGUUGAAGAUGGAUUGCUAGUGCAAGUGACUAUGGAAACCAUGCUGGAGCUUCGGCGAGCUCUUCGAGACAUGAGAGACUUCACCUUGACCUGUGGAAAACUCCACCAAUCGGACCGACAGGAAUAUGUGCACAUUCGGUGGCAGGAUGAAGAGCCACGUUUCAAUAAAGGCAUAAUCAGUCCUAUUGAUGGAAAAUCUAUGGAAUCCAUCACCUGUAUAAAAGCUCACCAGAGAUUAGAGUAUCGAGCUAAUGGGAAGGUGAUACGCUGGACAGAGGUGUUCUUUCUUCAGAGGGAGGAGCCGUAUAAUGGCCCGAACAGUUAUGCCCAUCAUAACCGUCUGACGGAGCGUCUGGCGCGAGCGUUCUGCCUGGCACUGUGCAAUUCUCUGAGCCUGCUGAAAGAGGACGGUAUGACCAAAUUAGCACUGCGGGUCACCCUGGAUGGACAGAAGAUGGAGUUCCUGGCGGGCAGUAACGGUCAGCCGCUGCCACUGCACUACCAGGACACUCUGAACCAGUCCCUAAGUGCAGUAGUACAGAGUGUGUGCCAGCGUCAUGGACACACAGCUCUUCAGCUCGAGCUCAUUUUUUACAUCCUGGAGGACAUAGCGUAGAGGUCACCUUCUGAAACCUACAUCAUAAAGCACCGUGCUGCUGCUGGGUGCCACAGACCCAGUUUAACCCGCCGCUCACAUACAUUUUCGAAGACUGGAAAGAAUAAAUGGCAGUGCGUAUCAGACCUGUGUUUAUAGAUAAUAACCCAGAUUUCUCACAGAUCUAUCCUGAUUCAGCUCUUUGUGACGGUUCCAUAGACUCCAGCCAUUAGAUUUGGUCCCGACUGAGCCAUGAUGAAAAUUUCCGCUGGUCGCUGUGCAGCUGCUUUGUAGAAAAGUAGGCAGCAUUUCAUGUUUCAAGUGCCAUAUAAAUAUAAAUCUAUAUAUAUAUAUAUAUAUAUCUACAGUUUUUGACUAGUGGACUGUAGGAUGGGUUUGGCGUAGGCUGAAUCGCAUGCUCAACAAACACCAUGGCCAGAGGAAACAGUAAACCAUUCGCUGAAUGGACAGAAUUAAUUCGCAUGACUUUUGCUUUCAGUCUUCCUUAGAUAAAAGUACAGUAGGGGGAUUUUACAAUGAAUCUCUGCUGGUGAUCCAGAUGCUGGUUUGCAGAUAUACAGUUUCCUUCCUUCACUGCGUCACUGUACAAAUACCAUUAUCUCCACCAGCUAUACAAACAACAGGUUUAACUUCCUCUGUUUUACAUGAAACAAGGCAGGUGGGGGUGGCCUGACCUCUGGCCUACAUAAUCCUGCACUGAAACAGAGAAAGUAAAACACUGAACUUAUAAAGAACCAUGGAGGAACUCUUUUACAACCAUUCUAUAGACUUUCCUCUUCCACUGAAUAUGCAAUCAACCUACAUUUCAUUCUUUUGCUCUCUCUCUGUCACUCUCUUCCUCUUACACUCUCUAUCUCUCUCAUACACACACACUCUGUCUCUCUCUCGCCAUCUCUCUCAUACACACUCACAAUCUCUUACUACACUCUCUCACACACACUCACUCAUGCACAACACUUUCACUACAGUCUACAGACUCCCUCACUCUCUCCCUCACUCUGUCUGCCUCCCUCACAAAUACACUCUCUCUCACACACACACACACACAGUCACUCUCUCUUUCCAUCUCUCUCCCAAAGACACGCUUUCUCUCUCUGUGUUACUUACACACUCUAUCUCUCUCACUACACUCUGUUUCAUACACACUCUCAUACAAAACUACACUCUCACUACAGUCUAAUCACUCAUACACACUCAUACACUCACAACAGUAUACACACACUCACUUUCCCUCUUUCUCACUCUGUCUGCCUCAACAGAAUACACUCUCAAAUACACAAAUACACUCUCUCUUUCCAUCUCUCUUGCUCAGACACACUCUCUAUCUCUCUCACUACACUCAUACACACUCAAACACAUAUACAAAAUCUACACACUCACUUUGUCUGCCUCUCACACAAAUACACUCUCUCUUUCCAUCUCUCUUGCUCAGACGCCCUCUCUCUCUCUCUCUCUCUCAUACACACACACACAGUCACACUCUCUCUCUCUCUCUCUCACACUACACUGUCUCAUACACUCUAAACACACACAUAUACAUCAUUACACUCUCACUACAGUCUACACACUGAUACACACUCUCUCUCUUACACACACACUGAACUUUCAGCUGCGCAUUCAAAUCUCCACUGCUCCUUUUCAGCACGAGAGAAGAGAAUGGAGAUCUUGUUGUCAACCCUACAUGUUUAGCAUAACUGAGAUUACUGAAGCAUCUGAAAGCAUGCAGUGGAGACACACUGAAACAAUGAGAUGUUGCUCAACCAACUAAUAUGAAAGCACCAGCCAUAAACCAUACCAGCUCGGUCUGCUCUGAACAAGUGCAACUAACGAUAACCUUCAACAUCGUGUCCAAUGAAUUGUGAAAUUAUGUACAUAAUGUUUGAGGACAUGUAAAGAAAGUCUUGUAAGAUGUUAUGCAAAUAGCAGAAAAUAAUAAUAAUAAUAAUAAUAAAAAAGAAAAGAAUCAUGAAACGCCAAUUUAAAAUGGAAUUUAUUUUGAUAUUUUCAAGUCAUUAUACUUCAGUAACAAAAAUUUAGAGCCCUAUCAAUCCCAUUAGUUCUGACAGUAAACCUAAAGUAUUUACAGCUGGAGCUCAAGUUGUCUUAAGAGAAAUGUACAGUGCUGUUGGUCACUGGGGAGUCUGAGUAAAGAAGGGAGGAAGGGAAUGGAAGGGAAGGGAGGAAGGGAAGAGUGCAUUCACUCAUGACAAGGUGAGCACCAUCAGUGAAGAACACAGCCAGUCAUUAAAUUAUCUCUUCUCUUCAUAUAUUGUGCUCAUUAUUUAUUUUCUAUAGAUUAACAAUUAAAAUUAAUAACAAAAAAAAAAAAUACAAA
This is a messenger RNA of Hemibagrus wyckioides, 5743 nucleotides long. It is a transcript of the gene zfyve9b, whose product is annotated as zinc finger, FYVE domain containing 9b. The record is from RefSeq and is a predicted model, not a curated record. Lineage: Eukaryota; Metazoa; Chordata; Actinopteri; Siluriformes; Bagridae. Gene Ontology annotation, biological process: liver development; endosomal transport. The transcript is spliced from 16 exons. The coding region runs from base 991 to 3408 and encodes 805 amino acids. Gene Ontology annotation, molecular function: metal ion binding. Gene Ontology annotation, cellular component: early endosome membrane; endosome.